This is a messenger RNA of Closterium sp. Naga37s-1, 624 nucleotides long. NCBI's taxonomy places the organism in Eukaryota, Viridiplantae, Streptophyta, Zygnematophyceae, Desmidiales, Closteriaceae. The record is from the annotation of a GenBank genome assembly.
AUGUACGAAGCUGGGCGUGUGUACCCAGGCUGUGGGUUCGAGCUGGCCUUCAGUGUCAACUUCACCUUCGCCCUCUCGCCUAAGGGCAAGGAAAUCUCAAACGGCUUCGCUUUUGUCGUUUCGGCGACCAACACAGUGGGGAGCGACGUUGGCGUGGGCUACGGUGGGAUGGACACCCGAAGCAUGGCGGUUGAGUUUGACAUGCUUCAAAACAAGCCGCAAGACACCAUCCAAGUCCCGCACGUGGGGGUGAAUAUCCAGGGUCAGGAGAAAUCAGUCGCCGCUGUGAAGUCCCCGUUCCCACUGGCCAACAAGAAGCCAUACACGGCAUGGGUGGACUACGUGCCUGGGGACCCCGGAUUUGUUCGGGUGUUCCUCGCAACAACAGCAGUGAAGCCAAUGAAGCCGCUGAUAGAGACCCGCCUGUCGCUGUGUGCAGUGCUGAAACCAGGGCCGUCCCAGGCUGUCCCAGAGCAGCCGCGGGCGUUCUACAUUGGCUUCUUGGCGUCCACCACAGUGAAGCCGUUCAUGAUUCAUACCAUUACGAGCUCUUACCUGCGCACAGGCGCUCCUCCUCCACUUGCAACAGUCAACAUCAAUCCAGACAAGUCCUUUUUAUGCUAA